Rhizoctonia solani is the source of this 1710-nucleotide messenger RNA. Its product is annotated as Ecl1 domain protein. The transcript is spliced from 3 exons. Lineage: Eukaryota; Fungi; Basidiomycota; Agaricomycetes; Cantharellales; Ceratobasidiaceae. The record is from RefSeq and is a predicted model, not a curated record. The coding region runs from base 1 to 1710 and encodes 569 amino acids.
AUGAAAGCAUGCGGAAGUGGGUCAACGGACGAAUGGCCUAAACUUAGUCUAAAAUCCGACGACAUGAUGCAGAACGCCUCUGUUAUCGUUCUCCCUGUAUGGAUCAGCAAGCCAAUCCUCUCGGAUAUUGAUGCUCAUUGUCGCCAUUCUGGUACCGGACCGGAGGUCUACGUGAACAACAAGAACGCCGCACUGCCAAAAGCCUGUGAGCGACCAACCACGGCAACUGGGCUACCGAGACAUAUCCUGUCUCGAUUUGGCGAUUUGAAACAUCAUCAGUUCGUCCGCCACCAGCUCCAGCAGCCUUCAGCCAUGGACGCCCUUGACCUCGAUACGUCUUACUGCAUUGUAUGCAAUCAGUUCAUAUGGCCAGAGCGAUACCAGGUAGCAGUUGAGGGAUCGGCACCGGCACCGGCACCUGCGCCUGUCUCCCCAACUGAUACAUCCACUCUCCGUGCUACCAAGAAACCUGUAGGGCGUACGACUCGCACGAACCCACAGAGGAAGCAGACACAGCCCCCCUUGCGCCGUAAUGCAUCGACUCGCAGGGCGCCCACUCUUCCCCCCCUUGAGGCCGCAAUCGAAACUUCUGCGACAAAAGUCCGAACAGUUAUUAGUCAAGGCCCCGCUCCUAUUUACUGCUCUGACGCCUGUCGAUCCCAUGAUGUCGAGUCUGGGAACCGUGCAGAGACGUCCCUGAAAACUCUGUUUGACCCUUCCUACUCCCCUUGCAAACCUUCCCCUAUUUCACCUCUCAUUUCGGGCUCCGAGAGCGACAUGGACACCGACCAUAGCAAUGCCGGUUACUUCGCACGCUUAAUGCCUCGCCGACCCUGGCUCGAUCGUCGUAUGAGCGGUGCAUCGACUGUCAGCAUGAGCUCCAGCUCGAGCGCAUCCAGCGGUAAGGAUUAUCUCUAUGAGAACCGCCGACGGGCCCGCGCAUACCUCGCCGAAUCAGCCGCUCGCCUGAACCGCUCCGAUUCCCCAUGUCAAUCUGCUCUUCCUCGGGACCAGCCGGAAGCAGCUGUUGUACUCCCACCGGUUCCCGAGCGCCCAGCCGCAGUUCCGUUCACUCAUCGUCGCUUCAAAGAGAGCUCUCAUCACGCAAUGGCUCUUCCCUUGCCCGUUGCCCCCGAUGCUUCCGAGCUAUAUGCGUUCUACCCUCUUUCUGUUCGAACUCGAUCGGAGGCUUCGGUCAGACGCGACCCCAGUCCGCCUGCGCUCUCAUCGUCGUUGCCUGAAAGCGGAACCGAGCGUACACCAACCCCCAGCGUCUAUGAUGCGCCCCUGUGUGGCUCGUUGACCGCAGAAAAGACCAAGGGUCUCCUGGUCCGAUCUGUUCUUAUCCGCUCAGAAUCAACUUCCACCAUGGAGCAACUCGGUAGUAACUGGGAUGAGGAUAACAUUCUUGACUCAUUACGAGGUGUUCAGUUGGACUCUAGGAACAAGACAGAUAGGGAAAGCCGUAGGUCUCGGAAACCUUUGUCCAAACCCAAGGCGCCAAAGAGCUUUUCCAACAUUGAGAAGCGGCGCAUACACGGAACCUCCACCCCCGAGGAGGUCGGCCCGACUUAUCCCGUCCUACAACUUCCCAGGCCCAAGAAGACUGUUGUCAAGACCAUCGUUGCCCGUGAAGUCCUCGAAGAUGGUACUGAGCGGUUAGUUGAGCGCAAAGUAACAGAGGAAGUUGAGGAGGAACCCAAAAAGUGA